GACAGUGUUCCAGACCAAACUGCACUGGGAGCGGCUGGUUUUCAUUUACACUUUUUUUUUUUCUACAGAAAGUGGGAGGAGGAAUAAAAAAUGGAUAUGUUCCACGGAUCGCUUGAGUUUGUCCCGUCUCUAGCCUAAGUUAGAGCCACAGCUCCUUGCGUGAGCUAGCGGGAAGGUCUAACUUAAUUGUUACAACCGUUCCUUUGGCUCGGCUUGGUCUUUCUACCAUCUCGUUCUUCAGUUAUCCUCCAGGGAGCUGCACCACUAUACAGGGAAAUAACUGGGAGAAUAAUGACCUAAAGACAAAAAAAAUAUAUAAAAAGUUUUUUAAAUUGUGGAACACAGCAAUUUACCUCAGGGUCACUGAUAUCCAGUGCUUUGAUAGAAAAUGAGGAAACAUCGGUACAUGUCAUUGUGUGCCCUCUUGGGUCUUCUGUUCUCAGGCUUGCACUCCAUCAUCGAAGCUCAGGAUGAUGCCAGAAAAGGUGUGGCUGCAGAUAUAUUCUUUCUAGUGGAUUCAUCUUGGAGCAUUGGAAAAGAAAAUUUUCAGUACAUCAGAGAGUUUCUUUACGGUGUGGUGCAGGCUUUAAUCAAAGGGGAUGACGCCUUUAAUUUCGCCCUGGUGCAGUACAGUGGCUCCCCCAAAACUGAGUUCCUAUUAAACACGUACGCCACAAAGCAGGACAUUCUCUUCCACAUAUGGAGUAUGCCUUAUCUGGGGGGCGGUACGCGAACCGGCCUGGGUCUGGAGUAUCUGAUUAAGAAGCACCUGACUGAGGCGGCUGGCAGCAGGGCCAGCGAAGGCGUGCCACAGAUCGUUAUCGUUCUGACCGACGGGCGUUCCCAGGACGAUGUCAUACCGCCGUCGGCAGUCCUCAAAUUGGCCAACGUUGACAUGUUUGCCGUGGGAGUGCAACAUGCUGUGGAGUGGGAACUCAAGGAGAUUGCUAGCAAGCCCUUUGACACUCAUGUGUACAAUGUAGACACUUUUUCUGCCCUGCAUGGCAUAGUACAAGAAUUAGUCGGCAAUGUCUAUGCAGCUGCAGCUUCCCCUGCGCUGGCUGAAGCCAAAGGAGUAAUUAAAGAUGUGACAGCACAAGAGUCGGCUGACCUUAUAUUCUUAAUUGACGGAUCAGAGAACGUUGGAGCUGCCAACUUUCCAAGUGUCCGUGAUUUGGUUCUAAAUAUCAUUGAAAACCUUGAUGUGGGAAGUGAUGCAGUAAGAAUUGCUGUGGUUCAGUAUAGCGAAGAUGUCCAGAUUAUGUUCUAUUUAAAUAGUUAUGACACCAAAACGGACAUUCUGGACGCUGUGAAGGGGCUUAGCUUCAAAGGUGGAAAUGAAGCUAACCUGGGGGCAGCUGUUGAAAGUGUGGUCCAAAACAUAUUCAUACCUGAAGCAGGUAGCAGGGCUGAGGAAGGCGUGCCGCAGGCUCUAAUGAUUAUCAGUGCUGGGCCACCCAGCGAUGAUGUCAUUGAGGCAGAAAAAGCCUUAAAGCAAGCUAGUAUUUUCACAUUUGGCAUUGGGGCUGGGGGAGAAGUUGAAGCAGAGCUUGAGAAUCUUGCCACGGACAGAAGCUUUGUAUUCUCAGCCCCAAGUUUCAGUACUAUUGGUGAACUGCGGGAUCAGCUGUUGCCAUACAUUUAUGGGGUGGCUCAACGAACCAUUGUUUUACAGUCCGAGAUUAUAGAAGCUUUGGUUGUUGAACCGAGGGACAUUAUUUUCCUGAUAGAUGGGACCCAGAAUAUGGGUGGCACCAACUUCAUGGCGAUCCGUGAAUUUAUUAAAAAGUUUGUUAGCACAUUGCCAAUCGGACCUGAUAAGGUACAGAUCGGUGUGGCCCAGUAUGCCCAGAAUGUUAAGUUAGAGUUUGAUCUGAACACCCAUGAAACCAAAGAAUCAAUGUUGAAUGCACUGAACAGAAUAAAAAUAAGGGGAGGAAGGCAGGCAGUGAACAUCGGAGCUGCGCUGGAAUUCGUCAGAACCAGGAUGUUUGUCCCAGAGAAGGGGAGCCGAGCCCUGGAAAGAGUGCCUCAGCUGCUGAUGUUGUUCUCAGCUAAAGCAUCGUCUGAUAGUUUUCUUAGUCAGGUGGAAGAACUUAAGAAAAUGAGUGUUCUGACUGUGGCUGCUGGAGGCAAGAAUGCUGAUGAACAGGAACUUAAAAAGAUUGCUUUUGAUGAGAGCAUGGUCUUUAUUUAUAAGGAUUUCCGUGUGCUGUCUAGAAAUCCAGAGAAGCUUGUUUCACCAUUAACAACGCUAUCUGGAGUUUUACCUGAGGAGACACCUACAGGUGUUAUAGUAACCACAGUAGAAACCCUGAGAGUUGUUCGAGACAUCGUCUUCCUUGUGGAUGGGUCAAGCUAUGUUGGAGACACCAACCUCCCAUAUGUGCGUGAUUUCAUCUCUGAAAUAGUGAGAAGGCUUGACGUGCAUCCAGAGAGAGUUAGAAUUGGUUUGCUGCAGUUCAGCGAUACUCCACAAACUGAGUUCUACUUGAACACCUAUUCCACGCAACAAGAAGUCCUUGAAAGUAUUGCUCGUCUCAGCCUGAUAGGAGGAACAUCUUUAAAAACUGGUGCAGCACUUGAAUUCACCCUUAAAAAUCACUUUCAGCCCACAGCUGGAUCAAGGAAGAAUCAAGGUGUUCAACAAGUCAUAGUGCUUAUUACUGGUGGUGUAUCUCAAGAUGAGGUAAAACGUGUGGCUGACCUCUUAGCAGUCAACAACAUACUGACCUAUGCUGUGGGAGCAGAACGUGCAGACAGAGCCUUCCUGGAGACAGCUGCCUUUGUUCCUCAGUUGGCCUACUACGAGUACAGCUUUUCUGGACUACCGAAUAUUGUGUCACAGAUUAUGACUCCCCUGAUUACAGUGGUUGGUGAUGUGAGUGUUACAGAAAAGAAAGAUGUCGUGUUCCUGGUAGAUGGCUCUGAUGGCGCUGGAGCUGAUUUCCCCUAUAUCCGAGAUUUCAUCUUAAAAGUCGUCAGUGCUCUUGACGUUGGAAGUGAUAAAGUGCGGAUUUCUGUGGUCCAGUACAGUGAGAAGCCAAAACCUGAAUUCUACCUGAACUCGUACACCACGAAAGAGCAGGUUGCUGGUGCUGUUAAUGCUCUCAGGCUAGGAGGUGGUCGGACUCUGAACACUGGUGCGGCUCUGACCUUUGUGAAAGAAACCAUAUUAACACCAGUUCAUGGCAGCCGGAUUUCAGAAAAUGUUCCCCAGAUUUUGAUAGUUUUGUCUACAGGACAAUCUAGAGAUAAUGUUAGAGCCCCUGCUAGCUCCCUAAAGACAGCUGGAGUUGUGCCCUUUGGCAUUGGAGUGAAGAAUGCAGAUCGUAGUCAGAUAGAAGCAAUUUCACACAAUCCUUCCUUCACUUUCUUGGCUGCUGGCUUCAAUGAACUCAACCAAAUUCAAGAACGACUUUCAUACUACGUCUCCCUCCCAAGAGAAAAACUAAUUGACAUUUUAAGCCAAGAAUUGAAAAGGGAUGUUGUGUUUCUACUGGAUGGCUCUGAUGGCACUUAUAAUGGAUUCCCAGCAAUACAGGAAUUUGUUGAAAGAGUAGUGGAGAACCUCAAUGUGGAGGAAAGCAAAGACCGAGUUGCUGUGAUCCAGUACAGUAAUUUUCCAGUAGUUAACUUCUAUCUAAAUUCAUACUCAACAAAGGAGGAUGUCAUUAAUACCAUAAGACGUCUAAGCCAUAAAGGAGGGAGACCCUUGAACACUGGGGCAGCUCUCCGGUUUGUUAGGGACCAUGUCUUUACUGCUUCUGGUGGCAGCAGACAUUUGGAGCGCAUCCCUCAGAUAUUAAUAUUCCUGACAAGUGGAAGGUCCACAGAUGAUGUUAGAGGCCCUGCAUCUGCUCUUAAAGGGCUUGGAGUUGUUCCAUUUGGUAUUGGUGUGAGCAAUGCAGAUCCACGUGAACUGGAAGUUAUUGCCUACGCUCCCAAUUAUGUGUACCCGGUCCCCGAGUUGUCUGACCUUCAGUCAGUCCAUCAGCAGCUUGUGUCCACAGUUAAAAGUGUUUCCAGAGGUACAGAUGAUACUGUGAUCCCUGAAAGUCCCGAGGUUGUAGUUGAUACAGAAGGCUUUAAAAGAGAUGUGGUGUUUCUUCUUGAUGGUUCUGAUGACUCUAGAAAUGGAUUGCCUGCAAUCCGAGAAUUUGUUCGAAGGAUGGUGGAAAACCUUGACAUUGAAGAGGAUAAAGUCCGGGUUGCAGUUGUCCAGUAUAGCAAUGACCCGUCACCAUAUUUUUACCUAAAGACUCAUAAAACCAAGAAAGCUGUUGUCUAUGCAGUAAGAAGCCUGAGACAUAAAGGGGGAAGACCCCUCAACACUGGGGCAGCUCUCCAGUUUGUUAAGGACAAUGUCUUUACUCCUUCUGCUGGUAGCAGACGUCUUGAAGGUGUUCCUCAGAUAUUAAUUCUCCUGACAGGGAAAAGCUCCCAAGAUGAUGUUAGGGGUGAAGCGACUGCUUUGAAAAGACUUGGAGUUCUUUCUUUCGCCAUUGGAAUGAAAGAUGCAAAUGAAACUGAGCUGCAAACCAUUUCAUAUUCUCCUAGUUUUCUUUUCAAUCUUCCUUUCUUUGGUGAACUCUUAUCCAUUCAGCCACAGGUUUUGUCCUUCAUUAAAUCCAAAUUGGAAACUGAAUCUCCGACUACUGUGGUUGAAGUAGACACAGCAGAAAGGGAUGUCGUAUUUCUGCUGGAUGGUUCUGACGACACUAGAAAUGGAUUCCCAGCAAUGCGCGACUUUGUUCAGAGAGUAGUGGAGAACCUCAAUGUGGAGGGAAACAAAGACAGAGUUGCUGUGAUCCAGUACAGUAAUGACGCAACAGCUAACUUCUAUCUGAAUACAUAUACGACAAAGGAGGAUGUCAUUAAUACCAUAAGAGGCCUGAGACACAAAGGAGGAAGACCGCUCAACACUGGGGCAGCUCUGCGGUUUGUUAAGGAUAAUGUGCUUACACCUUCUGCUGGUAGCAGACGUCUUGAAGGUGUUCCACAAAUGUUGAUCCUGAUAAGUGGUGGAAGGUCCAGUGAUGACAUUCUAAGUUCAGUACUUGAGAUAAAAGGUGCUGGAAUUGUGCCCUUCAGUAUUGGAAUACGGAAUGCUGACACACUUGAGCUACAGACAGUCUCUCACGUUCCUGAUUUUGCUUUGUUUGUGUCUGACUUCGAUGAUCUGAAGAGUAUUCAGAAUCAAUUUUUAUCCAUGAUAAAAACAGUUUCUCCACAACAGAGGCCACAACAGCCAACAGUUAUAGUUGAAACUGAAGUUGGACAAAGAGAUGUUGUGUUUCUGCUGGAUGGCUCUGAUUACACUAGAAAUGGAUUCCCAGCAAUGCGAGACUUUGUUCAGAGAGUGGUGGAGAAGCUCAAUGUGGAGGAAGGCAAAGAUCGAGUUGCUGUAGUCCAGUACAGUGACGAUUCAGCAGCUAACUUCUAUCUAAAUACAUACUCAACAAAGGAGGAUGUCAUUAAUAGCGUGAAAGGCCUGAAACACAAAGGGGGAAGGCCACUGAACACUGGCGCAGCUCUUCAGUUUGUUAAAGACAGUGUGUUUGCUGCUUCUGCUGGUAGCAGACGUCUUGAAGGUGUUCCUCAGCUGUUAAUUCUGCUGACUGGUGGGAGGUCCAGAGAUGACGUGAGAAGUGCUGUAACAGUCAUGAAAACAGCUGGAAUUGUUUCUUUAGUGAUUGGAACAAAGAAUGCAGACACACUUGAGAUACAAACAAUUUCACACGAACCUCGUUAUGCUUUCUCUAUUCCCGAUUUUCCUGACAUUCCAAGCAUUCAGCAGCACCUUUUGACAGCUAUGGCCAGAGCUGCACAGUUGAAGUCCCCCGAAUCGACAACAGUGAUAGACACUAGAAAAAGGGACAUUGUGUUCCUCUUGGAUGGUUCUGAUGACUCCAGGAGCGGAUUCCCAGCAAUGCGCGACUUUGUCCGUAGAGUAGUGGAAAACCUUGAUGUGGAGGAAAGCAGAGAUCGCGUGGCUGUGAUCCAGUACAGUAAUGACGCAGCAGCUAACUUCUAUCUGAAUACAUAUUCUACAAAAGACGAUGUCAUUAAUACCAUAAGAGGCCUGAAACAGAAAGGAGGAAGACCCCUCAACACUGGGGCAGCUCUGCAGUUUGUUAAGGAUAAUGUGUUUACACCUUCUGCUGGUAGCAGACAUCUUGAAGGUGUUCCUCAGAUGUUAAUUCUGUUGACUGGGGGAAGAUCCAGAGAUGAUAUAAGAGGACCAGUAACUGCGUUGAAAGGAAUCGGGGUUAUCCCAUUGGGUAUAGGCACAGGAAGUGCUGAUACUCUUGAACUACAAACAAUAUCCUAUGAGCCUAGUUAUGCAUUAUCCAUUCCUGAUUUAAAUGAUCUUCCAACUAUUGAGCAGCAGCUUUUAUCCCUGGCAAAAAGUGUCCUACAACGAAAAGAAACAGAAUCAACUCUGGUUUUAGUUGAUGCAGAAUCUACCAAAAGGGAUGUUGUGUUUCUACUUGAUGGCUCCGAUGAUGUUAAACUUGGCUUUGAAGCAAUCCGUAGUUUUGUUGAAAGAAUAGUAGAGAAUCUCAACGUGGAGGAGAACAAAGAUCGAGUUUCUGUGGUCCAGUACAGUAAUAAUCCUGCAGUUAAUUUCUACCUGAACUCGUACUCAACAAAGGAUGAUGUCCUGAAUGCUUUAAGAGGAUUAACAUACAAAGGAGGAAGACCCCUCAACACUGGGGCAGCUCUGCAGUUUGUGAAGAAUAGUGUCUUUACACCUUCUGCUGGUAGCAGACUUCUUGAAGGUGUUCCUCAGUUUUUAUUUGUAAUAAGUAGUAGAAGGUCCAAAGAUGAUGUUAGGGCUCCAGCAGGAGCUCUGAAAGAGAGCGGAAUCCUUGCUUUUGGCAUUGGAAUAAAGAAUGCCGACACACUUGAGCUGCAAACAAUAUCUUCUGAGCCUAGUUUUGCCUUUUCAGUUUCUGAUUUUGAUGACCUUAAAAACAUACAGAAACAAUUACUAUCCUAUAUCAUGAGCAGCGCUCGGGAAAUGAUUCCAGAACCUCCAGUACUUGUAGAUGAAAGUUCCACUGUAAAAAGAGACAUUGUCUUUCUUCUGGAUGGUACUGAUGAUACUAGAAGUAAAUUUCCAGCAAUCCGUGACUUUGUUCUAAGAGUCCUGGAACAAUUUGAUGUGGAGGAAAACAAAGAUCGUGUUGCUGUAGUGCAGUACAGUAACGAGUCACUUGCUAAUUUUUACCUGAAUACUCACUCAACAAAAGAAAGUGUGCUCAAUGCAGUCAGACAACUAAAACCCAAAGGGGGUAGACCCCAUUACACUGGAGCAGCUCUCCAGUUUGUUAAGGACAAUGUCUUUAUCCCAAACACUGGAAGUAGACGUCUUGAGGGUGUUCCUCAGAUUUUAAUACUUCUGACCGGCGGUAGAUCAAAAGAUGCUCUAAGAGGCCCCGCCAAUGCUCUAAAAAGGCUGGGGGUUGUGCUUUUUGUUAUUGGAACAAGAAACAUGGAUCCUGUUGAACUACAGACAAUUUCAUUCCAACCUAGCUAUGCUUUCUCAGUCACUGAAUUUGAUGAGCUUUUUAGAAUUCAACAGAAACUAGUGACAAGAGUGGCUCAUCAGAGGUCCCAGGAAGUACCUAAAAUAAUAGUGGAGACUGAAGCUGCACGGAGGGAUGUUGUAUUUCUACUUGAUGGGUCUGAUAAUAGCAGAAAUGGAUUCCCAGCAAUGCGUGACUUUGUUCAGAGAAUAGUGGACGGUCUUGAUGUGGAAGAAAACAAAGAUCGAGUUGCUGUUAUCCAAUACAGCAAUACAGCCGUGGCAAAUUUCUACCUAAAUUCAUUUUUAAAGAAAGACGAUACUUUAAAGUCAAUCAAGCUCCUGAAGCACAAAGGAGGAAGACCGCUCAACACUGGGGCAGCUCUGCAGUUUGUUAGGGAUCAUGUGUUUACUGCUUCUGCUGGUAGCAGACGUCUUGAAGGUGUUCCUCAGAUAUUAAUUCUGCUGUCUGGUGGAAAGUCCAGAGAUGAUGUUAAAAGGCCAGCAGCUUCUUUGAGAAAUAGCACUAUUGUGUCUUUUGGUAUUGGUAUUGGAAAUGCAGACACACAAGAAAUGGAAGCUAUUUCGUACAAACCUGGUUUCACAUUGUCUGUUUCUGAUUUUGACCGUCUUGAAAGCAUACAGCAACAGCUCUUUUCAAUUCUGAAAAGAGGAAUCCUGCAACAAAAGAAAGAAUUCCCUUAUAUCAUAGUUGAGGGUGAUGCCGUCAGAAGGGAUGUUGUGUUUCUGCUGGAUGGCUCUGAUUACACUAGAAAUGGAUUCCCAGCAAUGCGGGACUUUGUUCAGAGAGUGGUGGAGAAGCUCCGAGUUGAUGAAAACAAAGAUCGGGUUGCUGUAGUCCAAUACAGUAAUGAUCCAGCAGCUAACUUCUUUCUAAAUACAUACUCAACAAAGGAGGAUGUCAUUAACAGUGUGAAAGGCCUUAGACACAAAGGAGGAAGGCCACUGAACACUGGGGCAGCCCUUCAGUUUGUUAAGGACAGAGUCUUUACUGCAUCUGCCGGCAGCAGACGUCCUGAGGGUGUCCCUCAGAUUGUUGUUGUGCUGGCUGGGGGAAGAUCUAGUGACAGCGUUGAAGCACCAGCUGCAGCCCUGAAGGAACUUGGAGUGUUGAUCUUUGCAAUUGGAACAAGGAGCUCUGAUAGCAGAGAAUUGCAAAAGAUUACCUACGAUCCUAGUUAUGCUCUUUCAGUGUCUGAAUUCUCUGACCUCCCAGCAGUCCAAGAGCAACUUCUAUCAUCUGUUAAUACCGUAGUUGUUGAGAUCACACCAGGAACACCAACUGUGUUGGGUAAGAAAAGUAGAAGUAUAGAGAAACAUGUUUUGCUAGUUGUACAAGAA
Messenger RNA from Lepisosteus oculatus (spotted gar), 8896 nucleotides. NCBI's taxonomy places the organism in Eukaryota, Metazoa, Chordata, Actinopteri, Semionotiformes, Lepisosteidae. The record is from RefSeq and is a predicted model, not a curated record.